This is a messenger RNA of Radiomyces spectabilis, 8635 nucleotides long. RefSeq lists its product as uncharacterized. Gene Ontology annotation, biological process: peptidyl-serine phosphorylation; phosphorelay signal transduction system. The transcript is spliced from 7 exons. The coding region runs from base 95 to 8398 and encodes 2767 amino acids. Lineage: Eukaryota; Fungi; Mucoromycota; Mucoromycetes; Mucorales; Radiomycetaceae. The record is from RefSeq and is a predicted model, not a curated record. Gene Ontology annotation, cellular component: nucleus; cytoplasm. Gene Ontology annotation, molecular function: protein serine/threonine kinase activity; ATP binding.
AGAGAAAAAAAAAGAAGAGCGACUGCCCCGACGCACGAGUCUCCUUGAUAAUUCCAGUUUCUUCUCGUCCAUGACCAUUCGGCCUCAAUAAUAUAUGAAUUACAUGGACAGCGAUAAGCAAGCCACGUCGUUGAACCCUUGUUCUUCACCAAGUGAUACCGACUCAGGCACUUCUCCUUCUUCUUCUUCUUCUUCCACACCAUACUUCAUGUCCUCCGAUCGAUCGCAACGGACAGCCUCGGUCGGUCUGACAGAAGUGACCACUUCGGCCGAAAUCACCAAUCCCCCUUGCUCCACUUCAUCUGCCAAACUUCGUAGCGUCCCGAUACCCCAACCAUUACUACUAAAACGACGCGCCAGUCGAUCCUCCAUGUCUUCGACCGACGACACCGCCACCGAGUCUCCGCGUUCCACAGCCGCAGCAAAAUCGUCCAAUGGACAUGCUGUCGUGCCUCCGCGUACCCACCAUACUCUUGCGUCGCCAUCCAGUCCUCACCAUGCGGGUGCUACGGUCACUCGUCCUUCGUUCGCCGAGUCUCAUUCACCGAGUCGUAAUAGCCCGCAACAAGAAUCGCCACUUGUCGUCACCAUGGAACUAGGAAGUAGCCCAAAAAACGGUCUGGAUAUUGUCACCGGUGCACGGACACUGCAUCAAGACUUGUCAUCCCAUACGCACGUAGCACCUGUCAACGAGUCACAUGGUCAUGCUCCUUCAAGUGAUGCUUCCUCGCCUCGUUACGCCAGUCCUCCCGCCGGUAGUGGAGGCAAGUAUAUGGUAAAAUCGAAACGAGCGAGCUGGAUUGAUGCCAGUGCAGGGUCCCCUUCAUCUAGCACUGCCGCAAGUCACUCGAGUGAUCCGCCAAUGACUUUUAGUUCAUCACCUACCAUGAGUUCGUCCUUGACAAGUUACAGAAAGGUGUCCAAUGCCGCCGACAGUCCCAAAUCGUCCGAUCCACACACGACCAGCGACCCACGAUUCCACAACAACCUUGAUUCGGAUACCUUGCAUAAAUCCGGCUCUUUAUCGCUUCUACGUGAAAAACGGUCAUCGUUUCCGAAACAACGAGAAAACUCCCUGGAAAGUGGCGUCCCUUCUUCUUCCUCUUCUACCGAACAUUCCGCAGGAGACCUCCAUUUACGACGCACGGUUCACACUUCACCUGUCGCAGCCGAAGGAGGUGCAUCGGAAGCCGAUGAACUGCUCGACAUUUCCACCAUGGUUAAUUAUUCCUUGACAGGUCGAAGACGACGAGCAGCUAACCCAUCGCCUUCCCUUCACCAUGAACGCACCUCUUCCAUUUCCUCCAACAUCACCGAAUCCAGCAUGACCAGCGAUGAUUACAAUUCGGCUUCUUCCUCUCCCCGCAUUGUCUAUUCCCCGCUUUCAGGAAGCCCUCUGCAAUACGCCAUGCCCAACGAUCGUGCACGAACGAAAUCAGCGGCUCAUUCAACGUCGUCUCCUCUUACAUCGCAUGCGGCGAUUCAUUCCACACCUCACACGCCAAAAUUGGGCCCCAACGUUCAACCGAAAACCCGCCGUCGCUCCUCCAUGAGCAUGCUUCGCACCAUUCCAAGUUCGGAACUCGCCAGCAUUGUUAGCGGCAACUCGCCUAAUCCGGUUAUUGAUGCUCCUCCGUCGGAGAUUUAUUCCCAUAAUACCGUCGACGCCGCCAGCUGGUCUACCAGUUCCGGCAGUCCGAAAAUGCCCGUCUAUCAAUCCGUCUUGCGACGUCAAAUGUCGACCAAGCAAAAGAUGCAGAAAAAGCUAUCCGGAGCCAGUACCACGGAUGGUGAAAUGAAUCCGCGCUCAGAAGCUGACAGAGAUGUGAUUGAACUUAGUCUGGACAGCGGUAUUUCCCGCAUCGAUGCCGUUGAUCCCCAACCCUCAGAAAGCAGCAAUACCUCCGGUCACCGUGACGAUCUGAACACCCCCGUCUAUCCCGCCCUGUUACUUGGCGCCGACCACAUGGCUUCCGAUACCCAUACGUCACUGCAUCCACGAUGGUAUGAUGGUCUAUCGAACACUUCUGCCCCACCCACCACCCGCAAAACUACGCAAGAGUCUCUUGAUUAUUUUUCCCAUUCGCUACCCACAAAAGACGAACAUCAAGAUGAACUUUAUCGUGCCAAAAAGGCGCCAUUCCCGACCACCCCGUCAUCGUUUUCGCUUCAACAGGUUCACGGCACGGACGAAGAGUAUGCGAAAAAGCUAUACUUGUCACGAUCCGCGAAAUUGAAACGAUGGUGUCAGCUAAAGAUUGAAAACGCCGAGGAUCGAAAAUCGAAACCAUCACCCGUAGAUGGUCAGGAACAAUCAUCGGCAUCGACUGAAUCUGAAAAUAAUGUCACGUCGCCACGAUCGACCACGCGCAUCUACAGAUACCCCGGUGAACAGUCGUCCAUGCCGACCAUUCUCGUGACGAUGGAUGAAGAUGAACACCGUUUACAAAAUAAUCAGGCCGUGGAAGCUUUGAAUGUGGUAAAUGAGGUUCCGUGGAUCGAUUGGUUGGAGGAAUAUAAAGUCGUAAAAGCCAAAGAAAUGCGUCGUCGAUCGUUUCAGCAAUCGAACUCCUCUUCAUCCAAAAGUCAGGAUCCUCCCAGUGAUGUAGAAACACUGGUCAAAGGGGUUCUUACCACUUGGUGGAAUGCCGUCAAAUUCAAUGCAGAGCAUUACACCACCACUUUGGACCGUCGCACCUCCAAAUCGUCUUCCUCUGUCACUCGUGUCGCCAAUGAUUGGAUCAAUGCCAAACUGCAUUCUCAGCGUGAUCGUUUCAAGAAAUCCGUCAUUGAUCGCGAGCGGCUCAAGAAACAGAGCGCCAAACGUCACAAGUACAAUUUAUCCCUCGAUCUCGCCGACAUUCAGCAGGAACUGUCGCGUAACGCCGGUCACAUUUGGGGAAGUGAUCAAAAGAUGCUUGAAAAGCCCAUGUUGCGACGAUGGUUCACCAGUCCGGUGGCCGAACUGAACUCCAUCCCUCCUUCGUCUUCGGCCGCGUUACCCAACGCGUCGUCGCCACCUUCUUCCAAUCACAGCUUGAAUACGGGUCCUCCUUCGCAAGCCAGUACCUCGUCCUUUGUGGGACAAUCGCCCGUGAAACUAUCAGCGACCAGUCGUUUUCCUUUGCAUGCCCAGCAUCACCGUGUCGGCUAUCAGUUUGAUAAUACGGGCAACCGCAUGGGCGCUUACGGUCGUCUCGGACGCAUUCUCGGCGGCUAUCACGAGGAAGAUGACCGAUCCCGUGGUCGUAUCCAACACACCAUCAAAUCGCGUUUGCAAUAUGCAAAAGACGCGUGUGAUGUGGAAUUGCGAAAAAUCAUUGACGGUUUGAACGAGUAUGUUGAACGAGGGUUGCAAUACGUGGAAGAUAUGCAUGAAAUUAUCGAGCAAGGUGUGCAAUCCGUAGGGAGUCAAGAUGACGAUACGGGCGACGAGUAUCGUGAGGAGGACUCGCUAGACCACAUCGACAAUGAACCUGUCGAUGAAUCGUACAGCCAGCCGUCCUACAACAACAGCGACCACCCGUUGGACAAGGGGUUGGAUGGUCAUGUCCCCAGCCGAUCGUUACCCGAUAUUGCUGAACAGGAAGAACCCGUGUUUGAAACGGGACCAUCGACAGAGAUGGCCAGUUUGCCGAGUAUGCCAGUAUCUGAUCCAAGCUUGGGCAUCCACCCAAUGGUCGAAGCCAUGUCAUCCGAGCCACUGACUUCCUCUGAAGACACCGGCAUCAACAACAUGGUGACACUGAUUUCCGAGGAUUCUUACCUUCCGACGCCUUUUAUUCUAACUCUGCAGGAUCUAAUUUCGUUGGCGCAAAAUAUUUUGGAUACCCCAUUGGACUCGAUUUUGGAUAGUUCCGGAGCGUGUGCCAUGACGGUGUCGGAGAUUCAGGCAAUUGGCAGUCGAUGGGAUGCCCACCCUGAAUGGCCCUGUCGAGAAUGGUAUGUGCGCCUUUUACUCAGCAUGGCCGCCUUGAAUCGCGUUGUGGAAUGGUGGGAAGUCGAACGCGGUUUCUGGAACGCCUGCAGCAGUGCUCCGGUGACAGUACCUCCCAGUGACACCGAAGCCACCGAUACAGAAUCGUUGGGCGGUGUAUCGAGAGCUAGUGAUGCGGAAAUGGCUGCUUAUUGCUCUGACGCUUCAAAACGAUUACCUCAAGAUGUCAAAUCUCCUGUGUGCGAGGAGGGCGAGGAAUUGCAUACAUCAGAAGAUCAAGGAUUGGAAGAAGCCGCUUCACGCAGUCAAAACAGUACCAUUAUCAUUGAAUUGACCCUAGGCACCACCGUAGUUCAGUAUGUGAGUCCAGUAUGGUCGCAAGUCGUUGGUACCGAUCCCCAAUCGGUUUUAGGCACCAAUAUUGCUCAUUUGCUGCUGGGAGAUGACAAGAACGUGUUUGAGGUAGCGACGGAAGAAUUGUUGACGGACGAUUCACGUACGGUGGAAAUCCGAUUUACCAUGUCCGUGACAGACGCUGGGUCGAUGGAAAUGGAUGCCAAGGGCAUGCUGAUGUAUAACCGUGUGACGAGCGAGCCCAGUCAUACCAUGUGGGUGAUUAAACCGGUGGCCAAUCGUCGAUGGAACGUCAUGGAUCAUGCCUUGACAACGAAUUCGCUUGUCCAUGAUGUGACGGUGCGCGGAAUCGAUGAACAAGACCCCUCGAUGAUGGGUGAUCAAGAAAAGUCGAGUUUGCGUCUGCGGUCACUGUCCUUGCCGGCCAUUGAAAAAUCCGACUUUGAAAUCCACUCCCCUGAAGAGGACGACGAGGCCGCCAUGGCAACCCAAGAUACUGGCAAUGCCGUCACGCCUGCUAGCUUGAUGGCGCUACCGCCUGUCCUGUGUCACAUUUGUGAACGAUGGGUAGUGGCGGCUUUUUUCGAACAGCAUUCGGAAUUGUGUGUGGAAAUCCAUCAAUGUGAAAUGGAUGUGAACAACUGCAACGAUAAUCUGCGUGAAAUCAAACACCAUGUUCAUGAAUACUGUGAAACACUAAAAGAUGACAUUGCACGAUUAUCAGACAAAAAGACCGCUUCGAAUGCCACGGCAACAACGAUGACUGACGUGGCCGUCUCGCCUCCAAUACAUCCUUCCGUUGUCAAGCCAAUCGAAUCUGUUUCUGAUGAUGCUUUCCCCGAGGCGGACGAGACCGACCCUGUCGACAACAAAUUGGUGGAAUUGGAAGCGAAUAAAGACAUUUUGGAAAUCCUCGAUACGGCGCUUAGUAUUUCCACCCCCGGCAGUACGGCAGAUGAGUCGAAUGCGACCGAUGCACAGUGGGAUACAGAAGGGGCGGAUGAAGACAAUGCGCUAGCCAAAUCAGUGCGGUCGUUGCAGUCACCACGGUCCCAGGAUAAAAUGGUGCAAAUCGUGUAUUGGCGACCUCCGGUGACAGAUGAUCCCGACACGUUGGCGUUGAUUCGCGAUGUGGAAAAGAUGACACGUACCAAGGUGGAUGCCGUCAACCGUAUGCGUGAUCGUCUGGAGUACAAUGAACGUGCACGACAGGAUUUCCAACGGAUCAUGCAGCAAGAAGUAGGCUGGACAGAAUUUGUGCCUUCCACGACCUCGGAAGAAAACCUAGCCAAUGUCGUGCCAGAGUUGUCAAAAGAAGAACCAGACAAGCCAACCGAAACCAUGCCUGCAGAACCGGUGCCUCCACGCAAAGGCUUACUGGGACGAUUGAAAUCAUGGCGUUCAAAAAGCGCCAUGGGCCGGUUUGCACGACGCUACAAAAAGAGUGUGGCCGAUGUUUCAUCCGAUUGCGCGACGCCUAUUGUGGAGAUGGAAACCAUCGACACGCCCAUGGCCUCGCCUGGCCUUCGACCACGUUCGUCCAGUCAAAUGAAAGAAUUGGCCAUGCCGUCGGGAACCAAUACACCCAACAGUAUCGCUAUAGGCAAAUCGCCCUUGUCACCUUUACAUGCGCCCAUUCCAUCGGGGCGAGCAACUCUGCCUGGUAUCAAGGACUUUGACAUUAUCAAACCUAUUAGCAAGGGAGCUUUCGGUUCCGUGUUCCUGGCCAAAAAACGCACCACCGGCGAUUACUACGCUAUCAAGUUUCUCAAGAAAUCGGAUAUGAUUGCCAAGAAUCAAGUGACCAAUGUCAAGGCGGAGCGAAUGAUUCUCAUGACGCAAACCGAUAGUCCUUUUGUAACACGACUCUACUACACCUUUCAGUCCAAAGAUUAUCUGUAUCUCGUGAUGGAAUACUUGAAUGGAGGUGAUUGCUCGUCGCUUGUCAAGGUCCUUGGUAGCCUCCCGGAAGAUUGGGCACGCAAUUAUCUUGCCGAAGUGACUCUCGGCCUCGAGUAUUUGGAAAGCAAGAAUGUGAUUCAUCGGGAUCUGAAACCUGAUAAUUUAUUGAUUGAUCACAAUGGUCAUUUAAAGUUGACCGAUUUUGGAUUAUCACGGAUCGGUUUCUUGGAUCGACGAGUCCGCGACGAAUUGACUACGGGUGGGUAUCCACGCGACCCACCUUUGCCGACGUCGCCCAUGCCUUCACCUACGGGUACUUCCCCGCCUUCGGUGGUCCAGGGGAACACUUCCGAACAAGCCGCCAGUCCUGAUCAGGGCCCCACGUCGACGUUGUACCGACAUUCCUACUUUAGCUUUUUGUUCGACCGAGAUCGUCGAGGGUCAGCCACCAGUUCGAUUUCGACGGACCACAGUAUGUCCGAAGGCAUACAUGCGACGUUGGAAACGAGCUCAUCGACUCCGCGAAGCAGCAGCGCCCUUGCCGGCCACGGUCAUCGUAGCAGUGGACACCCGGAGAUCAGCCCUUUUGGUUUAUCGACCUCUGGAUUCAUGCACAGUGAACGGUUCUCCAAAGAACAGAAUGACUCGGCUUGCCGUGCCGUCGGUACCCCGGAUUACCUUGCUCCAGAAAGCAUUCUAGGCACCGGCGAUGACUCGAUGGUGGAUUGGUGGGCGCUGGGUGUUAUUUGUUACGAGUUUUUGUACGGCUAUCCCCCCUUUCAUGCAGAAACUCCCGACAAGGUGUUUGAGAAUAUUUUAUCUCGUCGAAUCGACUGGCAUGAAGAUGAAGUGGAGGUGUCAUGUGAAGCGCGUGAUUUCAUGGAACGGUUAAUGACGCUGGACCCCGAGAAACGACUUGGUUUCAACGGAGCGCAAGAAGUCAAGAACCAUCCAUUUUUCAGGGAAAUUCAAUGGGAUACGCUGCUAAGUGAUGCUCCUUCGUUUGUUCCACAACCGGUCGAUAUGGAGGAUACCGAUUACUUCGAUGCGAGAGGAGCGACGAUGAUGCCGCCUGUCGCAGACGAGUCGAAUUUGGACGAAGUAGCCAAAGCUCAGGUGGAAAGAGCCAAAGCGAUUAUCCAAGAACAAAAUCCUGAAACUGUCAAGGCGAUGGAACCGAUCCUGGAUCGGUCCAAAGAAGCCGACACCAAAACAGAGGAUACGAGUGAAGCUGAUUUUGGCACGUUUACAUAUAAAAACUUACCCGUGUUGGAGAAGGCCAAUGAGGACAUGAUUCGAAAAAUACGCCACGACAGUAUCUCAGCGGUGAGUGCUGGUCAUGAACUUACGCCGCCGACGAAAACGUCCCCUGCCAAUCUGCGGAACAAACGCAAUUCUGUGCUGGAUUCCGCGAGCUCGACUCCUUCCGGCAGUCUCUCUCCGGGUUUGAAUUUCAUGACGCCAUUAAUGAUGUCGCCUUCCACUUCCACACGCACCAAAAUGUCCAACAGCACACGUCCGUCCCUGGAUGGACCGCAACGAACAACACCACCGAAACUCUCUGACAAAAUGAUCCAGCGAGAACCGCUCACACGUUCACGAUCGUCUUCACUUCCCGGUAACCCUCUUGACCUUCAUCAAGCCACCGCCGCGACGCAAGCGAAAUCACCACUAGAGCCAGAUACCAAGCUAUCGCAAGAUGCGACCGGCACCGGUUCUGGCGAUGGUAGUUCGGUUUCGAAAGCGAGAUCAUUGGAUUGUUUGGUAGUCGAUGAUAAUCCUAUCAGUUGCAAGAUUCUUGAAACGAUUUUACAAAUGCUCCACCAUCGGUGCAUUAUUCUUCGUAACGGUGCUCAAGCGAUCCGGUCUGCCAUGAGUGAUGUGAAAUUCGACAUCAUUUUUAUGGAUAUCCGUAUGCCAAUCAUUGAUGGUGAAACAGCGGCACGUAUGAUCAAAUCCACCAACAAUGUGAAUCGAACGACGCCCAUCAUUGCUGUUACGGCAUAUGAGCGCACGGUUCAGUUGGCGGGAGCAUUUGAUGAUAUUCUCGGCAAACCUGUAACGAAGGAUGUGAUUCAGCAUUGUCUCGCUCGCUUUUGCGACUGCAAAGAAGAACCCAGUCAUUUUUGUCCUGUAAUAAGCACAUCCUCGUCUCGCAAAUCCAUCCCAUCCAACAACAACAACAACAACAUGCUCUCCACCUAGACCUAGCAACAUUGCAUCUUCUUUAUAUUUUUCCAUUUCUUUUUGUAGCUCCUUUUAUAUGCAUUAUCCCUUCCAUUCACAUAUUCAAUUCCAUCCAAGCAUUCCAUGAAGCAAGAGAAGAAAGAACUCCAAAAUCCAACUCAAAGAGUCGUAUGAUUCCUGUAAACCUCUCAUCCGCAUCAUUUGUCGCAAAAAGCUCCAUUGACAAAUAAAAUCAAGAUGGUUCUUUCUCCAAAC